This is a messenger RNA of Cebus imitator (Panamanian white-faced capuchin), 1844 nucleotides long. RefSeq names its product protein TASOR-like. The record is from RefSeq and is a predicted model, not a curated record. The transcript has 6 exons. The annotation marks the transcript as partial. Gene Ontology annotation, cellular component: nucleoplasm. Lineage: Eukaryota; Metazoa; Chordata; Mammalia; Primates; Cebidae. Gene Ontology annotation, biological process: negative regulation of gene expression, epigenetic.
GGGGUCUCCCCGCGGGAGCGCGGAGCCGGCGCCUGGUGCUGCCCACGUGCGCCGGUUGUCGCGAGGGCCGGGGAGGACGCAGAGGACGGCCUGGAGAAGCAUGGGAAGGAGGCUGAGCCGGGAUCUCAGGUCCUCGGGGGCGGCGGCCGCGCCACGGACGGCAUUUAUGACAUUAACAGAGAACAGGACUAUGUCAAGAAUUCUGAGGGUAUACUUGGUGAAAAUGAAUUAAGACCACCCUCCCAGCUACCUUCUCUCUUAGAGAAGAUUGAGACAGGGUGUCUGUCAGAAAAGAUUUUUCAGACAGUGUCCUUGAGUUCAGACUCUCUCUUCCAGAGGGCAGUUUCACUCCUUCAUACUUCUUUCUUGGACUCUUCAUCUGAGCAUGGUUUUCAGUACAGUCAAGUGACUUUGGUGAAAAAUGAGAUUUUCUUAAAUGAGUACAAAACUUUUUACCAACAAAAAAAAGCAAGUAACUAUACACAGGAAGAACUUCAAGAUACUUACGGGUUUCUUCUGUUUGAUACUGAAGAGCAGGCAAAAUUGGUAUGUCAGCGUGGACUCCGUGUUGGCAGCAGUGCUGUUACCACUCUGGGUGAUCCAGCCAAAGGUGUAUACAUUUCCAAAUACUCCGACUAUCUUCAUCCAAGACCAUGGUAUCAUGGGAAAUCUGGUUAUAUUGUAAUUUUUAAUCUAAUUAAGGUAAAGUCUAAAUGUGCUGUUAUGUGAUUUCUUUUUAAAGUUGAAGGCUAUCUGCCUUUAAUAUUCUCUGUAGAUCUUAGCUGAACAUAGUCCUCACUAAAUUUAGCUAUCCAAAUUCAGGAAAAGCAAAACUAUGUUUCCUUUUCUUUAAAAAGAAAAUUUUUUACUCAUUUGCUAGAUUGUAAAUUUUUUUUUUUAACUUCAAAAAUAGUGAAAAGGUAUGCAGAGAAAAUUCUUACUCUCACCCGUCAGAGCUACUUUCUAAACAUGAAAUAACAGAAAACAAGUAGCUGCUUAUAAGGUGAUGUGAUCACACUUAAAAAAGAUGAAUUUAAAAAACAGCAUUCAUUGUCUAAUUUAAAUGGUCAAUAUAAUCUUUAUUUUCUUUCUCCAUUGACAUCCAGAUUCACAGCUUCAUGUGGCACCUAGAACUGAUGAUGUCACAAAUCCUAACAUGCCCUAAAUGGUACCGUUUAAGUGAAUCAUGCAAUUAGAAUUUUCAGCCAAACAGAAGGGAAACUGAUUUUUUUUAUGUGAUUGGGCUUCUGAUGACAUUUCUGUGGUCUCAUUUUAUUGUUUUUGUUUUAGCUUUCUUACUGUCUUAAAUUCUUUGGUUAUCAGCCUAGCACUAACUGACCUUUAAUUUAAAAAAAAAAAAAAAAAAAAAAGAAAGAAAGAAAAAGAGCGUGAACUCUUAAUAUUGUAAAGUUUGUUCUAGUAAACUGGUGGGAGAGUAACAUUGCUUUGAAGUACAAUUACUGGUUUUCCUUCCUUAAUCUUAUCUUGCUCUGUGAUGAGUGCUGCAGAAAGUAUGGCUACCAGUGCAGAUAAUAAGCAUUUCGGUUUUUACUUAGAUUAGAUUAUGCCUCAGCCUUGGUUUCUUGCCACUGGCUGGAGAUUGCUGUUUUAGCCUCUGUCCUCUCAAUCUUCAUUUUAUUUCACAACAUCGAACCACACCUAGAACCGUAAAAUGUUUGAUGAGGAGAUGGUAGAGGUGAUUGGUUACCUAUAAGUACUAUUUGUAUUUUUUGGCUUAGUGGUGGUUUGGCCUUUGGUGGUUCUAUAAAUGAAGAGGCAGGACUUAACAACAAAACAUUUUCGCUUUUGAACAUUUUUUAAACAUUUUCGCAUUUGAACACAGC